This is a messenger RNA of Zingiber officinale, 3451 nucleotides long. Its product is annotated as serine/threonine-protein kinase/endoribonuclease IRE1-like. The record is from RefSeq and is a predicted model, not a curated record. Lineage: Eukaryota; Viridiplantae; Streptophyta; Magnoliopsida; Zingiberales; Zingiberaceae. Gene Ontology annotation, biological process: protein phosphorylation; IRE1-mediated unfolded protein response; intrinsic apoptotic signaling pathway in response to endoplasmic reticulum stress. Gene Ontology annotation, cellular component: IRE1-TRAF2-ASK1 complex. The transcript has 7 exons. The coding region runs from base 283 to 3237 and encodes 984 amino acids. Gene Ontology annotation, molecular function: ATP binding; RNA endonuclease activity; protein serine/threonine kinase activity.
UACGGGAUCCGCGAUUCAUUUCUGUGAUGGGAUAAACACGGAACGUGUCGACGCUUCCCAUUUUCCUUCCAAUUGCGGCGGCGGCAGCAAGGAGGCGACGAAAGACGAGGAGGAGGAGGAGGAGGAGAGAGGGAGAGAGCAAGGAAUCGCCUUCUUUUCGCUCCUCGAAUCCAUCUCGUUGCCCUAAAGUUUUGCUUCCUCUGCGUUUAUUUUGCUUUCCGAGUAGAUCUGAUCGCCCCUGCCAACUAACAAGUCCUCCCUGUCUUCUCAAUUCGAUGCUCGAUGAGGCUCUCGGUCAAGAACCUCGUGUUCUUCUUCGCCGUGGUUGUCUUGGGGUUUCUCACCUCCGGCGUGCUGACGCCAUCGGUGCUUGAUUCGCCGGUGGAGGGCGAACCAUGGCUGGCAGAUGCAGCAGCAGCUGUUUCUUGUUCUCCCUCCUCUUCUUAUCCGCAUCGGUUUUCUCUUUCAGCUUCGCCUGCUGUCCAGGUCUCUGAUGCAGAGAACGAGAGUGGACACCGCCCGUUGUCCAAUGAUCUAGUACCCUUCCCGACGGCUAUAACAAGUCCCGGAAAGAGAGCGAUCUUGAGUUUGGAUGAAAAUAAACAUGAUAAAUUCCUCCUCGCGUUGCCAAAUGGUACUAUCUAUUUCAUGAAUAGAUCCAAGAAACCUCAGUGGAAGCUUUUGACUGGUCAGCCGCUUUCAUAUUCGUGGCAUUCUCCUUCAAUUGUUGAUCCUGAAUAUAUUGUGUCAUCUGAUGGCGAUGGGGAACUCUAUGAAUACAGCAAGGAUUCUGGGAAAAGGAAGCAUAGCUGGUCCAUUGAGGAAUGUGUCCAGCGAGCACCUAUUGUUGAAGGAUCAAUCAUCACUACUGGAACAAAGACAUCAACUUUUUAUGUGGUUGAUGCAGAAAGUGGGGAGUUAAUUUAUAAUGACAUGGACCCUUUAAAUUUGGCAACUGUUGGAGUGCGUUCUGCUAGAGAGCAGUCCAUUGCAUCCACAUUAGAAUCUGGCAAUGCAACUUACAUAACCAUUAUAAGAACAGAUUAUUUUCUCGACAGUUAUGAGAUAAACAAUCAUUUGUGGAGCGUUAUGAUUUCUCGUAUAAGUGCUUAUAAUGUUGGGACUGGAUUUCCACCCGCUGUGGAUGAUGGGACGGAACUACCCGCCAUGACUGAAAGGAAUAUUCCUGUCUACAUUCAGGUUGAAGCUGAUCAAUCACCUGAGCCAAAGCUUAUGCUACCUGCCCCAUCUAAACCAACUGCUGGAAUGUUGUCUGGGAAGCAUGUUGUGCAAUCGUCUGAAUGUGAAGCAAUUGAUAAUUGUUCAUUGGGAAUUCUUACUGCUUCCAAGUCAGUCCCUGUCCAGUUAUCUGGAAAACCAGAUGUUUUGUUUGCCUCUUUGGAUGUAACACAAGGCUUACCUGUACCUGUUUCUCCAAAAGCAUGCCCGUUGGGAAACUGCAUUGCUGCUAGACCAAGUUUACCUGCUGAACAUUUUAGACCGAGUUCUGGAAAAGAUAUUCCCAAUGCAUCACAGAAGUUGUUAGAUGACCCAAAGGAAAAUUCAACAAGUGAAUAUUCUGAUGCCCCUAUGAAUUUGUGGUUGCCAUUGCAAUUUAUUAACGGUCAAGGUUACAUUUGGCUUUGGAUUCUAUUUUGCGCUGCUCUAUUGAUGUUUUCCGGUUUUUGGUUGAGAAAAUGGUUGAAUUAUAAUAAAGAAUAUGAUGAUUCAAUACAAAAACAAUCUGUGCUUUCCAAGAGAAAAAAACUCCUGAAAGCUGGAAAUUUUAAAAGUUAUACCAGCAGUGAUAUUGAUGAUCAAAAUAUUGUAUUAAAUGGAGAAAAUACUGAAACUGUUGGACACAGUCAAAUUCAAGACAAUAGGAGUUACUCAUUCAUAAACCUCACAAAGCCAGAUGAUAGUAGUGAUGGGCGUUGGGUUGGGAGACUCUUUGUUACAAAUACUGAAAUUGGCCGAGGGAGCAAUGGUACAGUUGUCUUUGAAGGACUUUAUGAUGGCCGACCAGUCGCAGUGAAACGGCUCCUUCGUGUGCAUGAUGAUGUGGCUCUUAAAGAGAUUCAGAAUCUUAUUGCAUCUGAUCGGCAUCCAAAUAUUGUUCGGUGGUACGGGGUGGAACAAGAUCUGGAUUUUGUCUAUAUCUCAUUGGAGCGCUGUACUUGCAGCCUAAGUGAUCUAAUACAAUUGUGCUCAGAGUCUUCUUCAGAUUCUAAAUAUGCGGGAAAUGGAACUUCAAACACUCUCAUUGAGCGCAAACUUCAGUUAGGCUUGGUGAAAAAUGUUGGAAAGGAAUUUUCUUUGUGGAGUGCUAAUGGGCUUCCUUCCUCUCAGCUCUUAAAACUUAUGAGAGAUGUAAUUUCUGGUCUUGCACAUCUUCAUGAACUUGGAAUCAUACAUCGGGAUCUAAAACCUCAAAAUGUCUUAAUAAGCAAUGAUAGAUAUUUUAAUGCCAAACUGUCUGAUAUGGGCAUUAGCAAACGCCUGCUUGAAGACAUGACUUGUUUGAGUCGUAAUGCCACUGGGUCUGGUAGUUCAGGCUGGCAAGCUCCAGAGCAACUCCUUCAUGGACGUCAGACACGAGCUGUGGAUUUGUUCAGUUUGGGUUGUAUUCUGUUCUUUUGCAUCACCAAAGGCAAACAUCCAUUUGGCAAUCACUUUGAAAGGGAUUCAAAUAUUGUGAAGAAUCACAUGGACCUCUUUUUGGUCGAUCAUAUACCAGAGGCUGAACAUCUACUUUGUCAAUUGUUACAUCCUGACCCGCAGAUGAGGCCAAAUGCAGUGGAAGUAUUGCAUCAUCCUCUUUUCUGGAGUUCUGAGACACGACUCUCAUUUCUACGAGAUUUGAGUGAUAGAAUUGAAUUGGAGGACAGAGAGAAUGAAUCAGAUUUUCUCAAAGCACUAAAAAAUAGUGCAGCAGCUGCAUUUGGUGGGAAAUGGAAAGAAAAAUUGGACGUUGCAUUAAUAACAGAUAUGGGUCGUUAUCGAAAAUAUCGAUUUGAUUGCAUGCGAGAUCUUCUUCGAGUAAUAAGAAACAAGUUGAACCAUUAUAGGGAGCUACCCAAACCUCUCCAGGAAAUUCUCGGACCUGUUCCUGAAGGAUUUGAUUCAUACUUUGCAAGUCGAUUCCCCAAACUUCUUAUAGAAGUCUACAAGGUGGCUUUCCAGUACUGCAAGGAAGAGGACUUCUUCAAAAAGAUUUAUAGAACUAGUAUUUUAUAGCUUUAUACGGAGCUACCUUACCUAUAUCUUAGUCCUUUGAGAAACCUGAUUAUCACUGUACAAUAUUAAUGUAAAUGUUUAACAUAUGCUUUAAAACUAAUGUAAUUAGGCCCUUUAUUGUACUUGCGUUCGAGAGAAAGACCAACCCUUGUAAAUUAUCAACGCAAGUAUACUAUUCAUCAUAUUCCAGAGGGCAAUGGUACUUAAUUCUAUA